UUAAAUAUUUGUUGAAACCGUGAUGUCGGAUGUUUAGAAUACAUCAUAAAAAUGUUGAAAUACUGUGACGAAUCUGCCAACGACAAUUUAAAGUUAGCAGUGCAAGAUGGCGGCCCCUGCAAAGCAGUAUGGGCUGAUUUUGCCGCAGAAGAAAGGAGCAUUAAAGACAACAAACCUACAGAAACCGUCUGUGUUUGGGGAUGACUCAGAUGAUGAGACAACAGUUGGGGAAAGAAUACAAAGAGAGGCUAUCAAAAAGAAGAUGAUGAAGCAGACACAUUUAGAAAUGCAAAAGGCUUUGGAACAGGACAGCACUGUAUACGAAUAUGAUGCUGUAUAUGAUGACAUCCAGAAGCAGAGAAAUGAGAGCAGCAAAAAAAUCCUUGGAGGCACUGACAAAAGGCCUAAGUACAUUCACCAGUUAAUGAAAGCAGUUGAAGACCGAAAAAAAGAACAAGAGCGAAGGGAAGAAAGAAAGAUCCAGAAAGAAAGAGAGGAAGAGGGAGAGAAGUUUGCUGAUAAAGAUGCUUAUGUUACUGCUGCCUACAAGCAAAAGCUGGUGGAGCAAAAAGAGGCGGAAGAGAAGGAAAAGAGAGAGGCACAAAUUGAAGCCGCUUUGGACGUGAGGAAACAAAGAGACUUGAGUGGCUUCUACAGACAUUUACUAAAUCAGACUGUAGGAGAAGAGGAGAUACCAGAUCGCUCAGCUAACAAGCCUCAACCCUCUAAAGUUUCAGAAGAUACAGAAACACCACCAGCUGCUGCCUUACCUCCGUCCCAACAUAAUAUUCCAAGUUCAUGCAGCGAUAGUGAUGAUGACAAUGAGCAGAAAUCUGGGUUUAACAAGCCUGGGUCAGGAUCAAACCACUCCAAACGCCAGUACAGACAGAGGUCACCUUCAUCAGAAAGUGGAGAUGCUAGGGAAAAGGAAAGAGAGAGAGACAGAGACAGACAUAAAAAGAGUCACAGAGAUCGAGACAGACACAGAGACAGAGACCGGGAUAGAGACAGGGACAACGACAGAGAUAGACACAGGGACAGAGACAGAGAUAGAGAGCGGGACAACUCUAGAUAUAGGGAUAAAGAUAAAAAUAGAGACAGAGACAAGGAUAGGAACAGUGAACGAGAAAGACACGGAGGCAGAAAAGAUGACAGAGAUAGGAUGAAGGACAAAGGAAGAGAAGAUGACAGGGAUAGGAUGAAGGACAGAGGAAGAGAAGAUGACAGAAGUAGGAGCAAGAAGGAUAUAGAGAAGGACAAGGAGGAUAUACAACAGGAAGAAGAAAAGAAGGAGGCAGAGAAGGCUGAGGCAGGGACUAGCAAAGAUGUAGAAAAACAAGACAUAGAACAAGCCCAAGAUCCGGGACAGGAGGUAAAAGUGAAUAAAUUUGCAAAACGCAGCACAGACCAGACUGUAAGCUCAGCCAGAGAAAGGUACUUGGCCAGACAGAUGACACGUGUAACAAAUAAGAGCUACAUCGAGAAGGAAGAGGACUGAAUACUGUCCUGCAUACAAGACGUGGCUAAAUACAACCCUGGUUCCUCUUUAGAUAAAGCUAAUAUUUCAUGUUCCCAAAAAAAAUUCACCUUAAGAGUUGCUUUCUUUACUGCCUGCAAUUCAAACUUCUCAUCUGCUCUGGAUUCAUAUUCAUUUGGUAGAUUUUCAGCUAUAGAUCAAUGUACAUAACAGUGACUUGAGGUUUUCAGUAUUCUUCUGUUUUAAUAACUGUCAUCUAGGAACUACUGGGGCUUUUUCAUGUUUUAGUACACAAAGAGGAUUGGAUAGUAUUCAUUUAAUCAGGAAUAAAAUUGUAAUAAUAAUAAUAUGGUUCUAAGAAUUAAUUUUUCUGCGCAAAUGUGUUGUUGUAACAUACAGAAUAUAACUUGUGAUGAUGGAGAUUGAUUAGGAUGUAUGAUUGUUUUGGAAGGAGACAAAAUAAAAUGAAACCACUCAACUCCA
Messenger RNA from Cynoglossus semilaevis (tongue sole), 1960 nucleotides. RefSeq names its product nuclear speckle splicing regulatory protein 1 (gene nsrp1). Lineage: Eukaryota; Metazoa; Chordata; Actinopteri; Pleuronectiformes; Cynoglossidae. The record is from RefSeq and is a predicted model, not a curated record. The transcript has 8 exons. Bases 107 to 1498 code for a protein of 463 amino acids. Gene Ontology annotation, biological process: regulation of alternative mRNA splicing, via spliceosome.